CCAAAUAUGGGACACAUGAAUGGUGCAAAAGUUUGGAUCAGCACUUUUUCCAAGAAGAUAGAAGAAUUUAUACAAGUAACAGUGAGUAGCUGCAGCUUAAUGAAAAAUCUCCCCUCUGAAAAUAGUGAGACUGUGCUGCACACAUCUGGAGACAACAAGCACCCUGUGAUGUCAAGAUUAACCAAAAUGCAUCAAACAGCUGUAAAAGUAAUCAGGAGAAUGCAGUAUUUUGUAGCCAAAAGAAAAUUUCAGCACUCUCGGAAACCAUAUGAUGUUCAUGAUGUGAUUGAACAGUACUCACAAGGACACCUCAAAAUGAUGGUUUGGAUAAAAGGAGUUCAAAGAAGAUUGGACCAUUCCUUGGGAAAGCCAGGCCUUUUCCUGCCAGAAAAGGCAGUAGACAAAGGAUACUAUGUUGUAGGAGCCAGACUGAUCCGCCUAGAGGAUAAGGAAGAUGUACCCUCAGCAAGUGCCCAGGAGCUGGGGCAAAGAGGGGUUCUCGUUCUAUCACAGCACUACCAUACACAUCUGAAAUUAGUCCAGACACAGUAUGCAGUAGCUGAAAACAGUGUUAUUUCCAAAGAAUUUUCAACAUUCAGGGAAACUCUGAGCGACAGACAGUGACACCAGACAACCCAUAAAGGCACUGAUCUUGACUUUUAUGGACGUGUUUAUACUUGGCAGCUAUUCUUGGAUCCAUAAAUGAAGUGAUUGCAAAGAGGCUAUUGUUUUUAAACAGCUAGUCAAGAAAUUUCCUGGAAUAUAAUCAGCCAUAUAUCAGAUCUCAAUAAUUAGAGAUGUCUGCAGUUAGUUUACAAGAAGGUUGCAUGUUUGUUAUUCUCAUAUAUUCUUAGGCAUACCUGGUAAUAUGCUAUCUGCAAAAAGCAUUAAGCUUGGGAUGUAAAGGCAUACACUCAGGCAUAAGGAGCAUUUUUUUUUUCAGUUCUUAAGUAAUUACUUCUUCUUUCUAUAGAUUAGUUUUAUUUAUUAUCAUAUACCAUAUUUAACUCAUGAUAAAUUCAUUUACUUUACCCUAGCUUUCCUGUAUGAAUUUUUGUGAAUCGAAGUGCAGUAUGACCACAGACCUCAGUAUUGUUUCUCUUUCCCAUUCACCCAAACUUUGAGAAGACAGAAGAGACAUGAAGACUGAGAUUUUUCAGAAGCAACUAUUUCUUUUUUGUUGCUUUUUAUUUUGAGAUAUCCACGUAGAAACCCCUUGAUAGGAAAAAGUAUGUUCUACCAAUCAGGCCUUGUGAAGGCAUAUCAACAAAAAAGGCACAAAAACUGCUGCCCACUUUUGAAACUAAGCUCUGGAGCAUCCCCGAAAGAGCAGCAAAUUCAGAACCAUUUUAAUGUGAUAUUGAAAAUUACUUUAUUAUACUGUGUCCCCUGACUUGAAAAUUGUUCCAGAGAUUCAAUAGUGAAAUACUAUUGAUUAAAAAUACAAUGAUGCAAUUGGUCUGAUCACAUUCUCUGGAAUAUUCACAAUAUCCAGAGUACAUCUUUUCUUGCAUGGGGCGGACAGAUUUGUUACUUGAAGCUUAUUAUUCUAUCCUGUUAUAAAUCACAAGGAAUUACGGAAGAGUCUAGUUGUUUAAAAUACAUAUGGAUAAAUAAGCAUUGAAAGGUAAAUUAAUUGAUCAUAUUGUGAUAUAUUACAGAGGAGGUGAGAGAAUGUAAUGCUCCUCUACAGCAUAUGUCACUUGAACUUUAUUGAUAGGUGUAUAUAGACAGAAUAUAAAUAACACAAACAUCGACUCUGGCAUCAGACAUAAGCUAGACAGAAUAUAUAGUAUUGCUUGCCACUAAUAAUGCUAAUGUUUCAGAGAGAGAAAUGAUGCAACAAAGAAUGGCUGAAAAGAACUGUGAUGGGGAGAUGGGAAAUGAAUUAUCAAGAAAGAUUAGCCAGAAUGAGGCAGCACUGAUAAUAGGAGUUCCCCAGAGACGUGCUGAAGACAAUCCUGAAAUGAAAGAAACAAAAGAAAUGAAUCACAUUAAUCUUUUUAAGAUAGUCACUACCUUGGAAGGUCUUGGAUCUAGGAUAGCAAGAGGGUGACUCAGAGCUGGUCAAUAUUUCUGGCACAUUUAUUUAGUGUUGUUGAAAUAUUGAACAAAUAGCUGAAGUCAAGAGCAGCAAGUCGGGGAUUUAAAAGGAGCUAGUUUUCUUUUUGUGAAGGAUUUUUGAGAUUACAACAUUAACUACAUAUUCGAGGCUACAGUAAUAAGUUCUAGCUUUGUGUUUAUUAGGGUUAUAAGGGCAGGCCUCAGUGGAGCAUAUGGUAUUUUUACAGUGCUGUUUUCAUAAUAAAAAUGGCACAAAACUGUAUUAACUUUUUGCAGAUUGAUAGAGAAACAAAUUGUCUAAAUAGAUAUGUUUGUUUAUGGGAGGGUGAAAAAGGACUUAAGGUGGGAGAAAUCUGUGCAUGUUUUCCAAAUGUGUAUCUACAGGUUUGAAGAUUUAACUCAUGCUUGCAUCUCCUAAGAACUGGCUGGGAAAAAAGAGGCAUUGGGAAUUGAAAUACAGUUAAUAACAAGGAGUAAUAAAAAGGAAGAAUGAAAGUGUGUGAAACAACCCAGAGAGACUCAGGAAAAAAAAAAAAAAAAAGAGAGAAAAAAUUCUGAUGGCCAGAUAGUUUGUAUAGUUCCAGAUGGGAGCAAGUUCAGGCCUGUCCUCACUCUGAUAGACUGGAUCACGCCAUUAGUUAAGGAUUUUUCUUCUUCACCUGUAGCCCUCUUUCAUCUUCCUGGGUACUGUAAUUUAAUAGCAGUAUUUCCAGCUUAAUUUUCUGGAUUCUCUGUCAUAAAUAUAUGCAUUUUUUUCCUACAAAUAAAAAAAAGAUAAAAAACA
This is a messenger RNA of Rhea pennata, 2848 nucleotides long. RefSeq names its product potassium voltage-gated channel subfamily KQT member 1-like. Gene Ontology annotation, cellular component: membrane; voltage-gated potassium channel complex. Bases 7 to 624 code for a protein of 205 amino acids. The record is from RefSeq and is a predicted model, not a curated record. Gene Ontology annotation, molecular function: voltage-gated potassium channel activity. The transcript is spliced from 9 exons. NCBI's taxonomy places the organism in Eukaryota, Metazoa, Chordata, Aves, Rheiformes, Rheidae. Gene Ontology annotation, biological process: potassium ion transmembrane transport.